Cataglyphis hispanica is the source of this 1577-nucleotide messenger RNA. Its product is annotated as UDP-sugar transporter UST74c. Gene Ontology annotation, molecular function: antiporter activity; GDP-fucose transmembrane transporter activity. Lineage: Eukaryota; Metazoa; Arthropoda; Insecta; Hymenoptera; Formicidae. Gene Ontology annotation, cellular component: Golgi apparatus. The coding region runs from base 110 to 1090 and encodes 326 amino acids. The record is from RefSeq and is a predicted model, not a curated record. The transcript has a single exon.
AUCUAAGUGUAGGUUCUUCCACGUAUGCAUCAUUAUUUAUUGAAGUUACGAUAUUCUUGAGUAAAAAGAAAUCGCGUGGAACAGAUCGAACCAGAGCAAGGACUUGACAAUGACGGAGCACGAGCAAAAUGCGAUGUUCGUGCGUCUUAUGUCGGCAUUUUUUUACGGACUGUCGUCGUUUAUGAUAACGGUCGUCAACAAAACCGUGCUCACGUCGUUUGCCUUCCCGUCCUUCCAAGUCUUGGGAAUCGGCCAAAUGCUGGCGACGAUAUUGGUGUUGUUCGUCGCCAAGAAACUACGUUACGUCGAGUAUCCUAAUUUGGAGGUGACGACAUUUACCAAGAUGUGGCCGUUACCGUUGAUAUACAUCGGCAACAUGAUAUUCGGAUUAGGUGGCACGAAACAGCUGAGCUUACCGAUGUUUACCGCCCUGAGGAGAUUCAGUAUCCUCAUGACGAUGAUCGCCGAAUACUAUAUCCUCGGCAUUAAAGCACGCAUGUCUGUGCAAUUGAGCGUUUACACCAUGAUUCUGGGUGCAGUGGUGGCUGCGCUGAAUGAUCUUGCUUUCAAUCUUGAAGGCUAUAUCUUUAUCUUGUUAAACGAUCUUUUUACUGCCGCUAAUGGUGUUUACAUGAAGAAAAAGUUAGACUCUAAGGAAUUAGGAAAAUAUGGACUGAUGUACUAUAAUUCUCUGUUCAUGUUGGGUCCAACGAUCCUGUUGGCCUGGUGGAUGGGUGAUAUAACCUUAGCAUUAGAAUUUCCCGAUUGGUCGAAUCUGUUAUUUAUUUUGCAAUUUAUAUUAUCAUGCAUAAUGGGCUUUGUAUUGUUGUAUAGCAUGCUCCUCUGUACACUGUACAACUCUGCAUUGACCACUACUAUAAUUGGAUGCUUGAAGAAUAUAUGUGUGACAUAUCUCGGUAUGGUCAUUGGUGGAGAUUAUAUAUUUUCAUGGCUCAAUUUUGUAGGUUUGAAUUUAAGUGUGAUAGGUAGUUUAGUAUAUACUUGGGUAACAUUUCGUAAGAGAGAAACUCUGCAGCCAAAAUAUACUUUGUUGACUGAAUCUCAGACUAGUAAAAUACAAGCUGUAUGAUUGUAAAUAUUCAUAUUGUACAUACUUAACAUGUAUCUUUUUGUAUAAUAUAAAGAAAUUAUUAUUAUCUUCAAGAAGCAUGUAACACAGCUGGUGAUCUUUAUUUAGAUACAAGAAAAAUGAGUAAUAUAUGCAUUUCUUCAUUCUAAGCAAAGAUCAAGAUGAUGACCAAUAUAUUAUUAGCCAUAAUUUUAUAAAUAUCUCUGUUCCUUGUAUGUGUGUGUUAUGUAUGUCACAAAGCGCUUUUUAACUUUGGGUAAAGUUACGGAGCGACAUGAAAUAUCGUGUAUAUACGUGAAAUCGCUAAUCACCUGACUGUAAUAUGUACCAAAGUAAAAAAGUAUUGUUACCAGAUAAGUAUUACGCUAACAUUAGGAAAAUGUUCAGGUCAAUUGAGGUAUAGCAUCGCCAUAAAGUUAGUUGUAAUCUGUAUAAUCUGUACAUAUAACAUUAUUCUAAUGGAAAUAAAUUUUACCUAUUAACUAGA